AUGUGGAUGAUCAUUGUGGUGUUCAUGUCUUUGGUGUCUUCCACCUACGCUGUGCUGGUGGAUUUCGAUAACUGUUUGGGCGAAAGCGUCAUUCAUUCCGACCCGCUUCAGCUUCAGUUUGUUCCUUUAGACGUGGCCGUCACCUUCGAUUUGGAGGACCCCCUCCGUCCUCUCAAUAUCACAGUUUACGGCAAUGUUUCCGGCACGGAUGAUGGAUCGUCUUAUCCAUCCCCUAGUGAUUCGAAAUGGUCAAAUGCCAGUUAUACUGCAGGAAAGAUUCAGGAUUUGGACAGGGACAACAACAAGUACAGCACGCUUUUGACGGAUGUCGAUGUGCUCACUUUCACCCCUUAUAGUGAGCCAUCUAGGUUUUGCACCUCCCUCUCUCAAGGGGAAUGCCCGCUCGGCCCUGUAUUUUACGCUAAUUCGAGCAACUUGGACGCAUUACGUGCUUUCUCCGUUCAACAUGACAUGCUCUCGUCAUUUCAUUUCGCUACUUUUGCAUCAAAAAUCAGGAUCAAAUCGGGCGAUGCUGCUGCCACCGUUCUCGGUUGUAUAUCGGUUGACAUAACCCCGGACCUUGGAUCGACUCUUAAGAACGCUCUGGCCUAUGUUCCUCUGGUUAUUCUCAUCCUGGUAGGGGUUGCUACUAUAACUGCCGCGAUUUACAGUCCUUGGGGCACUACUGAUCCUUUCCGCUGGACCAGCAAUUACGGUCGUGAUGAGGAUGUUAUCCGUCUUGUUACCCCUGGAUUUGGAGAUUGCCUACAGUACUUACAGUUCGUGGUGUUAACAGGCGCGCUAACCUUGAAAUACCCUGGUUAUUAUCAACCUGUCGUCAGUCAAGCUGCCUGGUCCGUCCUCAUGUUCAACCAAAGCUUUCUGAAUCCAGGCCAUGAGCAAAACCCAGUUGUGGAUGGUAUUUAUUCCAUCAAUACUACCUCCUAUGGCCUGGACCGACUGGAACAGUACGUCGGCAUGGAUGCGGGCCGCGAUAUUUGGCCUGGAAUGAUGGUCUGGCUGCUUGUUAUUGUGGUUGCCAUCACCCUUGUGAUUCAGCUUGCGUUCGCUUUUCGCUGGCUCCAUCGCGAAAUUGCCAAUAUUCCGGAGGAAGACCUUCGUUCAAAGAACAUGCCAUUUACUGUUGGCAAUAUUGUUCGGAUUGUGUUUAACUUUCUUUUUCUACCGCUCAUCUCGAUGUCUUUCUUUCAGCUAGUCAUAGCCGGUGACUCUCCAGUAUAUUGUGUCGUUUUGGCUGUUAUAGUCAUCCUAAUACUGAUAGCCUUUGCUCUCUGGACGAUCCGGCUGAUUGCAAGCACUCGUCCGAAAUCCUACCUCUUUGAUGAUUUGACGACGGUGCUGCUGUAUGGCCCACUCUACAACACCUUUUGCGACGAUGCUGCGGCUUUUGCGGUUGUUCCUAUCAUCAUUUCCUUUGCGCGCGGUGUCGCUAUUGGCGCCCUUCAACCAUCGGGAAUCGCCCAGAUAGUUCUUCUGGCGAUUUGCGAAGUUGUUUUCUUGCUUACCCUCGUUGCAUUCCGACCCUAUCCUCCACCGACCUCUAUGAACUUCUACCACACCUGCUUCUCUAUAGUCCGAUUUUUGACGAUACUGCUCAGCGUUGCUUUUGUUCCUUCUCUUGAUGUCUCGGAAGCUGCACGAGGAUGGAUAGGCUAUGUCAUCCUUUUCCUGCAUGCCUUGGUCCUCGUCUUUGGAUUCUGCUUGAAUGCUUUACAAACCCUGAUUGAGGUGAUAGCGCGACUCGCUGGCGCUGGUGGCUACCAGGGCGCUGCCACUCGUGGUGGUCUUACCAAGGUGUUUGGCAUGCGUCAGCUUUCCCGCCGUGUACCCAGACGUGAAGUCGGGACACGUCAAAGCAUGGGCUCAGAGGCUGCGAUGUUAGCACACUCAGAUGAACGAAUGUCAUCGCAGUUUGAAGGGUCAAGGCCAAGGAGUCUUUCAGGAAGCUCCGCCCUACUUUUGAACCGCGCAGCAGCAAGCGAUGGCAGGGUCAGUGCGGCCUACGAGUCGCCAAGUGCACAAGGAACUCAUAGUCGAGCUAAUAGCAGUGGGAUGUACACUCCUACAACAAUGGGAGGCAAUGCUACCUUCUACGGCGCUGGUUACCAGACGGCAGGAAGCAAUUCUCCCAAAAGCGGUCCAGCAUUUUCUCUUCAGCAAAAUGAUCCCUACUACCGACCUCCCAGGCUCCCAAGGAAAGCUGUGGAAACGGGUUCUCUGCCUAAAAGCAGAGGGGGCUCGGCGGGUGCUCAGAAGUCGGUCAACCAUGGUGACCAAGAUGACGAAAUUGAAGGCCCAUCGGUAUCUGGCAGGGCUACUCCCAUCCCGGCUUACAUCCCAGCGCCCAAGGAUGAUCUUGACUUUGACGAUUCUCGACAACCAAGGAAAGACUAUGCUGUGCGUGAAGUUGACUUCUACUACCGGGUGCGCGGACCCCCACUAUCCCACACUGGCACUCGUAAAUUGAAGACGGGUCCAGCUGAUCCUACUGGUCCUGUCUCUUCUGCAACUGGCUGGUUCCGAAACCUGUUCAAUGGAAAGACCAAGGAGAAAGGGAAGGGGUUUGAAGUGGUGCGUAGUGCGAGAGCACCUCCGCCGGGUAUGUUCGUAGAAGGCGAAAGUUUCAACGAACCGUACAGGGAUGAACCCGAGGAAUCAGCCGCGGCGGGCAACCCCCGCCAGGCUCCCGAAACAGAUCAAUACCACGAUUCGGAAGGGGAAGGGAACAAGCAACCUAGCACAGCUCCGGCAACACUGCCUGAAGUUGGUCCUGUCGGCGAUAUCGAACUUCCUAGUCGUAUGGGGUCGCAUCGUAGCUCGCAAGCACCAUCGGUGGUCUUGGAGCCGGCGCCUUCUAUUCCAAGACGGAGUUCCAAGCGAAAAGGUUCUUCAGGAUCGAUGGAUCAAGAAAUGGAGGAUGUAUCACAACAAAACCUCCCAGCAGUUGCGGAAGCCGUGGCCGGGGAGUCCAGGGACACCAGCCGGCAUCUUGAACCCUCCCAGGAUACAUCGACCUUACUUCAACCAUCUUCGGGUACCGGUCGGCUACCAUUCAGUGCUAACAGUUCCCCCUCUCGAGAUCGGGGCUUUUCCAUCGCUUCUACCGCACCCUCCUCCACAUCAAGCCAUCACAUUGGACGGAGUGCUAGCACGAGAACCCGGGACCGACCGUCAAGCAUGGGCUAUGUCGCUCAGUAUCGAGCCCGAGACAAUAUCCAUGAGGCCGGUCCUGAUGAGCCUUCUUUUACGAGCAGUACCGCUGAGCUCGUGGAUGAGCCGAUUGAUCACACGGAGUCAGAGCAUUAA
Aspergillus wentii DTO 134E9 is the source of this 3327-nucleotide messenger RNA. RefSeq lists its product as uncharacterized. Gene Ontology annotation, biological process: transmembrane transport. The record is from RefSeq and is a predicted model, not a curated record. Bases 1 to 3327 code for a protein of 1108 amino acids. Lineage: Eukaryota; Fungi; Ascomycota; Eurotiomycetes; Eurotiales; Aspergillaceae. The transcript has 2 exons.